Messenger RNA from Nerophis lumbriciformis (worm pipefish), 2095 nucleotides. RefSeq names its product abhydrolase domain containing 6, acylglycerol lipase b (gene abhd6b). The record is from RefSeq and is a predicted model, not a curated record. Gene Ontology annotation, molecular function: monoacylglycerol lipase activity. Gene Ontology annotation, cellular component: AMPA glutamate receptor complex; membrane. Gene Ontology annotation, biological process: acylglycerol catabolic process. Lineage: Eukaryota; Metazoa; Chordata; Actinopteri; Syngnathiformes; Syngnathidae.
UGGGGAUUUAAGAAGUGCAUGAUGUUCGUUAUCAAAGUUCCCCUUUAAAAAUACUUUAUUGGCACGUUUUACUGCCUCAGAUGUCACUCCUGAAGUCAGCACACUAGACACAGCUAGUCUGUCUCUCUCAUGACACCCAGUGGUACAGUUAGUACUUGAAGUCUGAGCUCACAGCGAGGAUACAAUCCCUUCUUCAAAUGCAGAUGUUCACCACUACUAACAAUCUAAUGUCAUGCAAAUGUUUUUGCUUCGGUAUUCAUGUGUUGUUUUUUAUUUCACGAUCACAAGUCUGUGCGGUCACUUUAAAAGAGUGACCGAAUAAUCUGGUGGCCCAGUUUCCCCUCUGUGAUGACUAUCAAUCAAUGAGUUUAUCCAGACCCAGCAUAAUCUGAUGGGACUAACUGGACUCCACAAGGUUGCUGCUUGUUUUUUUUUUAUCUAAAUGUAUCAUUAAUAUCAGAAUCUUUUAAAAUGCUUUCAGGAAAAAAAAAUUAAGUAUUAGCAUGUUGUAAGGAUAACUCAAAGAAUUGAACCUGCAUGUCUGCAUACGACUGCCAUCGGGGGUGGAAAAAUCAGUUGAAUAGUAAGUUAUUUUUUAUACUUGUUACUAGAAGAAAUUCUAUGAUAACACAUUACACAAGUAUUGCUUAUUGAAACAUUUCUGUAAAUAUUUGUGUUUAAACUAUGAUUGUAAGAAUAUUCAGAAUAGUUAGUUUAACCCUCCACAGACCUCCUGUCAUUCUUAUAAUAAAUGACAUAUAUAAACACUGUGUUUUCCCAGGCAAGUUAUGGCAGCAGAUUUGGAUGUUGUUAACAUGUUUAUAAUUGCUGGGGGGACAUUGGCUCUUCCCAUUUUGGCAUUCGUUGCUUCAUUCCUUCUGUGGCCCUCAGCGCUCAUUAAAGUCUACUACUGGUACUGGAGAAGGACUCUCGGCCUUCAGGUCCACUAUGCAGACUGUGGAGGCUAUCGCUUCUGUUACUCCAGCAGAGGAAAGCCCGGGAUGAGGCCUUCCAUUCUGAUGCUGCACGGCUUUUCUGCUCACAAAGACAUCUGGCUCACAGUUGUCAAGUAUCUACCAAAACAUCUGCACAUUUUAUGUGUGGACAUGCCAGGCCAUGAGGGCACAACACGCACCAACACAGAGGAUUAUUCCAUUCUUGGGCAAGUCAGUAGGAUUCAUCAGUUUGUGGAAACCCUUUGCUUAAAUCGUAAACCUUUCCAUGUGAUUGGAACCUCCAUGGGGGGCAAUGUAGCUGGGGUGUACGCCGCUACCUAUCCCUCCGAAAUAUGUAGCCUGACUCUCAUUUGUCCUGACGGUAUCAAACACCCAUGCGAGACCAAAUUCGACAAUCAUCUGCAAGACUUGGAACAGAGCAAUUUCACACUGAAUAUCCCGCUGAUCCCAACUACACCUGAUGAGAUGGAGGACAUGUUUAGACUGUGUUCCCAUGUUCGCUUCAAAAUCCCUCAACAGAUUCUUCAAGGACUGGUGGAUGUCCGAGAGCCCCACAAUUAUUUUUAUGAGGAAGUGUUUAUGGAGAUUGUGGAUGAGAAAUCCAGAUAUGCCUUACAGGAACACUUGCAUCUUAUCACUGCACCUUUACAGGUUAUAUGGGGCAAACAGGAUCAGGUGGUGGACGUGUCUGGUGCCGCCGUCAUUGCAGACAUCUUGCCAGCAUGUAGAGUGGACCUGCUGGAAAACUGUGGUCACUCUGUGGUGAUGGAGAGGCCUUGUCGCACAGCCAAACUCAUUCUGGAGUUUAUUAUACUGCAGCAAGAUACAAGAGGCGGAUACAAGAAAUCAUCCUGAAAUGAAAAUGUUCCAUACGUGUAAUGCUUAUUAACUGGUGCCACUUAUGGACAUAUUUUCACAUGUAUAGAGACUACAGAGGUAAAUAUUAGCAUAGUCGUGUAUUUGAGAGUAUUCAGAUUGCAGAUACUGCAGAACUUCCUGUUUUUCAGUUUUGGUGCACCCUGAAGGUUAGCUCACCUUUCAUUGUAAUUCCAUAUGGUCACAUCCCUGUGCCCCACUGUUUUCCCCAUCAUUCAAACGUGAGAUUGUGCAUUGUUGGGAUACUUGUAAAUAAAUAAGCC